This is a messenger RNA of Trichomycterus rosablanca, 1180 nucleotides long. RefSeq names its product NAD-dependent malic enzyme, mitochondrial-like. Gene Ontology annotation, biological process: malate metabolic process; pyruvate metabolic process. Bases 1 to 939 code for a protein of 312 amino acids. NCBI's taxonomy places the organism in Eukaryota, Metazoa, Chordata, Actinopteri, Siluriformes, Trichomycteridae. The transcript is spliced from 9 exons. Gene Ontology annotation, molecular function: NAD binding; malate dehydrogenase (decarboxylating) (NADP+) activity. Gene Ontology annotation, cellular component: mitochondrion. The record is from RefSeq and is a predicted model, not a curated record.
AUGUGUGCAUCAGUAGCUCUGGCGGGAUUGUUAGCAGUGCAGCGUGUUGUAGGAAAGCCCAUCACUGAUCAUACAGUUCUGUUCCUGGGAGCCGGAGAGGCAGCUCUAGGCAUUGCUAACCUGAUUGUCAUGGCACUGAUGGAGGAGGGAAUGAGUCAAGCAGACGCUCGCAAGAAGAUUUGGAUCUUUGACAAGUACGGUCUGCUUGUUCAGGGUAGAUUUGAGCCCACAGAUAGUAAUCAGGAGGGGUUUGUGCAUCCUAGUCCGGGUGAUGUGAAGAGUUUCCUGGAUGCUGUUAAUGUUCUUAAACCUACAGCCAUCAUCGGUGUGUCUGGGGCGGGGCGACUAUUCACUCAUGAUGUCAUCAGGGCUAUGGGUUCGUUAAAUGAGCGACCAAUCAUCUUUGCUCUGAGCAAUCCGACUGCUAAAACUGAGUGUACUGCAGAGGAUGCAUACACUCUCACACAGGGUCGGUGUUUGUUUGCCAGUGGGAGUCCGUUUGCUGCUGUAACUCUGGAUGAUGGCAGGAUGGUGAUUCUGGGACAGGGGAACAAUGCUUACAUAUUCCCAGGUGUGGCUCUGGCAGUAAUUCUGAGUGGUGUUAGACACAUCAGUGAUACGGUGUUCCUCGAGGCUGCAAAGAUCUUAGCAGAGCAGUUGACGGAUGAGGAACAGAAUCAGAAUCACGGUCGUCUCUACCCUCCUCUUUCCAACAUUAGGGAGGUUUCUUUACAGAUGGCUGUGAGGAUAAGAUUUGUGUUUAUACAUACACACAAUGUGGUGGAGUUUCUGUACAGUAAAGGAAUGGCAUUUCGGUACCCAGAGCCACUGGAUAAGGAGGCGUAUGUGAGAUCCAUUGUGUGGAACACGGAGUACGAUUCCUUCCUCCCAGACAUCUACGAACGGGCUGGAGUGUCCCAUAGUCCUAUAGUGGAGUAAUCAUACACCCUAUAGCAUACACCUGAAACAGUCACACCCUUCAUUUACAGCUGUGUAAUGUUUAACUAUCACACAUCCCCAUGGGGAGUGAUUCCUAAACUCCUUCUGCUAAUGUAAAUGUACAGUGUUGCUAUUAAUAAAACACUCCGUGUGUGUGUGUGUGUGUGUGUGUGUGUGUGUGUGUGUGUGUGUGUGUGUGUGUGUUUGUAUCAGCUAAUACAUUUAGUGCUUUGUGUUUCUA